AUUUAGGUGUUAUGAGUCUCCUUUUUUUGCUAUCUUUCUUCUCUUUCUUCACACACACACUGGUAAGAUGGCCUCGGCGCAUGACAGAGCUGUACUCCAAGCUAUAUUCAACCCCAACACCCCCUUCGGAGACAUUCCUGGCCUUAACCAAGAGGAGGAAUUAAUUGAUGAUGACAGUGGCUUUGACACAGAGUUGCUGAAGCAAGUGAAAGAGUUGGAGAUGCGGGGUGUCUCAGCAGCAGAGGCUGGGGAUUUGCAAGCUGCACUUCAACUGUUCAGCCAGGCAAUCCAGAUCCUGCCUCAGCGAGCUUCAGCCUAUAACAACCGGGCACAGGCCCUGCGGCUGCAGGGGGACACAGCAGGAGCCCUGGACGAUCUGGACCGAGCAGUUGCUCUGAGCUGCAGCGCUGGACGAACUGCCUGCCAGGCGCUGGUGCAGAGAGGCCUUCUCCGUAGAUUAGCAUGCCAGGAUGAUGAAGCCAGGGCGGAUUUCGAGAAAGCAGCUGCACUCGGAAGCGAAUUCGCUAAACAACAGGCCAUAUUGCUUAAUCCGUACGCCGCCCUGUGCAACAAAAUGCUGACAGAGGUGAUCAACAAACUACGCAACCCUGAAGCGGCUGAGAUGCAGUAGCUAAUGGAGACAAUUUGAUAUGUGCGCACCUUUUUCUGUUGUGGAGUCAAUAAAAUUACCUUUUAAUAUGC
Amphiprion ocellaris (clown anemonefish) is the source of this 702-nucleotide messenger RNA. It is a transcript of the gene ttc36, whose product is annotated as tetratricopeptide repeat domain 36. Gene Ontology annotation, biological process: cilium assembly. NCBI's taxonomy places the organism in Eukaryota, Metazoa, Chordata, Actinopteri, Pomacentridae. The coding region runs from base 68 to 631 and encodes 187 amino acids. Gene Ontology annotation, molecular function: protein binding. The transcript is spliced from 3 exons. The record is from RefSeq and is a predicted model, not a curated record.